AUGUCGAAGUCUUCCAGAGCUCGUUCAGUGGAAAGUUCACCUGAGCGCUCAGCGGACACCACAGAUCUGAGAAUUGAAGUCCAAGCAGAAGGUGAAAACAGUCAGCUGCUUCCUGUCAAAGACAAGAAGAUCCCAGAUGAACUCCUGGUCAGCCUCGCCUCCACAGUCUGCAACAAGAACUCAAAGGGGCACACGGCACAUCUCCAGCACUGUCAGGACUUUGAAAUCAGACGUCCAGAUGCAGUCUGGCAUCAUCCGCGUGGACGCAAUAAAUAUAAAUACUUUCUGGAGCAGCCAACAUCCCUGACAGGAGCUGGCAGGGAUAUUUCCUUCAUAUGUGAUGCUGUGUUCACUCAGAAGAGGGCUGCACCCCUCCCACCAGUGAUGCAGUCGAGUCAUCCCCUCCAAAAUCAGAACUUGACUGUGUCAGAAAAUGUCAUCCCUGAAGAAUAUCGCAUUGUGAGGAACAAAGGUUUACGAUGCCUCGAGUUGUACGAAGAUGCAUUCACAGUGCAGCUGAGGGAUCAAAAUCAGAGGUUACGAGUUCUCCCAUCACUGAGGCCCAGUGGCAGACUGGAAGUGAUCCAGCUGAUGAGGAUGAUGAAUGACAUGCUGGAGAAGGCCGGAGUGGAUCAGCAGAACGAAGAGCUGACCGAGCACUGCCAACUUGAGGGUCUGCUUGAGCUGGUGAAGGUUGAGCAGAACAUCUACAACAUUGUUUUCCAUGAAGUGAUCAGGCAGGUUGCCGUGGGCUGUGCUGAGCGAGGACAGCUUCUCGCAAAUCUCAGAGAGCGGUACCAGUCACUGUUGGAUCGAAUCCCACGACGUCUGAAGGCUUUACACACCGAGGCAGUGGCACAGCGAGCUCUGGACCGCAGACUCACUGAGGAAAUCGUCAGAAUCAAAGCAUCCAUCCAGCAGCUAAACAUGGAACUAUCCAAAAUCAGGGACCAUGAUGUGUCUGUCUCCCAGCAGGUGGAGCACUCUCAUCAGAAACUGGCUGCUGCUCUCAAAGAACCCUACAGCAACUUAGAUGUGGCUCAGGGUUACCACGAGCUGUAUGAGCUGCACAGAGCUCGUCAAGACGCUCAGCUGCUCCAGAUGACUGAAGAGCGAGACUUAUGGAAGCAGUUCACCUUAGACCUCUCUAGAAAGGUCAUCGAGGUGAAGAAGCUGCAUUUAGUCAGACAGCUGCUUGUCAAUGAGACUGGCUGGUUGGAGACGUCAAAGCACUGCCUCUGCUAUCUCUCCUCAAAGGAUGCAGAAGAUCUUUAUGUUAUCAUGAAAUCAACCGACUACUGGAAAGAGCAGUUCGUUGAUCUUGUGUCCCAGUUGGAGAUUGAGCAUGCCCAGUUUACUCCAAUCAUUGACAUGCUACAAAACGUUGCCAAGUGGUUUUCUCACCUCAUCGAACAGAAUAAAUGUCCUGAUUCAAAAUUUGACAAAACAUCAGUUGAAGGCAUUCUUUCUGAUCUGAAGCAGUUAUCAAAAAUGUUGACCAUCCAUUAUGAGAAAUACCAGGGUGAACACCAGCGUUUGUGUCAGCAAAAACUAGGUGAACUUGGCCAAGACCUGGAACGUUGGCUACGUAUGAGCCAUCGGCUCUUUGACAGACACCCUACUCCUGAUUUUGAGGCCACUGACGGUCACCGUACCUUACGAGAGCUGGACCAGGUCCUAUCCGAGCUUGUCAAGCAGCUCGACAGUCAAGUCAGUGGGGAGAGUGGGUUCUUCAGAAUCCUCAUGGCACUGGUUUCGAAGAUGGAUUCCUGGAUUUCUAAAACUGUUGCUGUGACUAUCCAGAAUGAAAGAAUGUCUGUCUCCGAUUGGCUUCACAUGGAAGAACUGUUGCACGAAUGCCAAAGUUGGACUGCAGAAGCAUCACUGCACUUUUCAAUCAGCGUACAAACAAAAAAAGUGUUCGAUGACAUCCAGGGGUUCACAAACAACCUGUCCAACUUCACUGUGGGUGAGAACAAGAAACUGCAAGAAGAAGUCACAUCUGUUCGCAAGGCUCAGACUCUCUGGAUGUUGAAUCUGUUGCUGGUCGUUGUACCUGAUCACAGUGAGGAGCAGAACCACGUGCAGGAACCUGACAACAGAAUGAAGAUCUCACUGCAGACGUUGAACCAAGAAGCCAAGAUGCUGUCAUGCAACUUGAUUCUGGAGGAGAUGAUGAUCGUGGAUCCGGAUCAACAUCUGGAGUGUGAAAAGGAGAUGAAUGCGUGCAAAAACCUGCAGAGAGAGUGUGAAAACUGGGUGGAGACUUGGAAAAUGCUGCUCACAGGUCAUGGUGAUAUCUGGGAUCUGCCCGUCAACCAGCCUGCAUCUUUACACCCUUUCAUCAAUACUGAUUCAGCAGACACCGUGAAGGAUCAGGUCAGUGAAGAGGCUUUAGUGGAGCUAACACCAGACAAAGUCAGAGAUGCCAGAGAUGAAGCUGAGGCAGACCCAAGGGAGAGAAGCUACAAGGGAGCGGUGACACUUUAUGAGACGCCUGUGGUCAACACCAUAGGCUUUGAUGGAAGCAUCACUCAAAAAAGGCUGGGUGAGAGCCGUGUCCAUCUGCCCGGGACGGACGAGCUGGUUUUGUCUCAAGUAACGGAAGAAGACCAGAGAGCUUUUAGGGAACUAAGCACAGUAAUAAUCCUGCAGCAACAGCUCAUUGAUUCGGACCUGCGUGCGAAAACUGCAGAGCAGCGAGCCCUGAAAGCUGAGGAGGCCCUGCUCGAAGCACUGGACAAGUUUCAGAUAUAA
Messenger RNA from Nematolebias whitei (Rio pearlfish), 2757 nucleotides. RefSeq names its product axonemal dynein light chain domain containing 1 (gene axdnd1). NCBI's taxonomy places the organism in Eukaryota, Metazoa, Chordata, Actinopteri, Cyprinodontiformes, Rivulidae. The record is from RefSeq and is a predicted model, not a curated record. The transcript is spliced from 25 exons. The coding region runs from base 1 to 2757 and encodes 918 amino acids.